Messenger RNA from Rhodotorula graminis WP1, 1586 nucleotides. Its product is annotated as glycoside hydrolase family 5 protein. Lineage: Eukaryota; Fungi; Basidiomycota; Microbotryomycetes; Sporidiobolales; Sporidiobolaceae. The coding region runs from base 289 to 1398 and encodes 369 amino acids. The record is from RefSeq and is a predicted model, not a curated record. The transcript has 7 exons.
CGGCGCGACGACCUCGAGGCGCGUGCGUCGGAGCAGUACCCGCUCGCGUCUGGCGGGUCGGACAACUUCUGGCGCGGCGUCUCGUCGUACUACCUCCACGCCCUGUACGACUCGGACCGGCGAGACGUCCUCGACGCGAUCCAGGGCGCCGGCUUCAAGGUCGUGCGCAUCUUUGUCGCCUCGGUCGGCGCCAACAACAAGGGCAGCAGCAACCGCGCCGUCAACGAUGUCGAGCCGAGCGCUGUCGGAGCGUACGACGACACGGUUCUCGAGCUGAUCGACCAGCUCAUGGUCGACUGCAAGGCGCGAGGCCUUAAGCUCAUGAUCGCCCUGUCGGACCGUUACGCCCUCGGCUUCUGGUCGACCGACUCGUACGCGACGCAGCUCAACAUCGUCGCCGCCGGCUCGAGCGGCGUGCAGAAGGUCGCCAAUGCCGGCUCGUUCUACACCAACGCGUGGGCGAUCAACAUGUUCGAGGACCGCCUGUCGCACAUCAUGAACCACCAGAACGCGCUCAUGGGCGGGCAGAAGUGGGCCGACCUCGACGAGGUCAUCUACGCCGUCGAGCCGCAGAACGAGCCCCAGGGCCACAUGCAGAUGGCCUCGUCGACCUGGUCCUGUGACCGCGCCCGGUACCUCAAGUCGCUCAUCACGUCCAACAUCAAGGUCUCGAGCGGCGGCGGCAUCACCACGUCGUCGUCGCUCGGCUCGUGGGCGACGGGCUGCUCGGCGUUCGACAUCAUCUCGGUCCACGACUACGGUACGUCGGCGGCGGCGACCGCCGGCGCCCUCGCGGCGGCCAAGGCUGCACACCCGGGCAAGGAGGUCAUUAUGGGCGAGUGGGGCAUGGCCGGCGCCAACAAGGCGACCGUCAUCUCGCAGUUCGUCAACGCGUUCAACGCGCAGGGCAUCUCGAACAUGUUCUGGCAGAUCACCAAGCCGGGCGCAGGGGCCGCCGACUUUGAGGUCUGGACCGGCGAGGGCGCGUGGAAGGCCCUGACGGGCCAGGCGUUCAGCAACGACGCGGCGCCCGUCGUCUCGGCCUCAAAGGCGGUCGCGUCGUCGUCCAAGGCCGCCGCCUCCUUCUCGUCCAAGGCGGUCGCGUCAUUCUCCAAGGUCGCCGACUCGUCCAAGGAGGCCGCCGCUCGCGAGGCGACGUCGACCAAGGCGCAGUGGGCGUCGGCGACGUCGGCGUUCAGCUCGUACGUCGCCAAGGCGUCGUCGUACGCCGGCGAGGGCAAGUCGCGCGUCGCGUCGGCCUACUCGGCCGCGGCGAGCAAGGUCGAGUCGGCCGCCGCCGAGGCGACGAGCGCGGCUGCGGCCGCCAACACGUGGUCGGGCGGCGCUGCUGGCCAGCGCCAGGCCAUCGUCAGCUCGCUCAAGGGCGGCGACGCUUGAGCCGUCUCGCUCUUUUCCCUCUCCUUCUCUUUCUCGUCACCCUGUCUGUAUCACGAGUCUCUCGGCGUCGUCCCCCCUCCUGUAUCCUCGCUCUUUCUGCAUCGGCUCGCUCUUUCACGCCGCCAGCUUGUCCUCCUCCCCUUGUCACGCCUCGUUUGCAUUGUCAUGGCCUCGGCCUUCUCGCACUC